Molecule: messenger RNA, 1085 nt
Organism: Tachyglossus aculeatus (Australian echidna)
Lineage: Eukaryota; Metazoa; Chordata; Mammalia; Monotremata; Tachyglossidae
Gene: NINJ1
Product: ninjurin 1
Exons: 10
Coding region: 1-957 (318 amino acids)
Biological process (GO): tissue regeneration; cell adhesion
Cellular component (GO): membrane
Source: RefSeq, a predicted model, not a curated record
AUGGACAGGACCAUCUUUUUUGAGAAUAUUUAUGCAGGCUGUGACAUCUACGUCAAAGUGGAAGGUUCUUCUUUUAUGGGGGACAUCCAGAACAUCGGGGCCUACUGCUGGGGCAGGAUCAGAUCUGCUACCAACCCCAACUUACUGAAGGCCCUCUUGGAUUGGAGAUCUAUAAGAAACUUCUACCAAUAUGCCACCCAUAUUAUUUUUAGAAGUGGCGGGACUUUGCCAGUUCCCUCCCUCUUUUGGGGCCGCAGAGAGCGGGCGAGGGGUGGCAAAGAACGCACACACCCUUUCCUCCCCACUUGGCUGUUCGCGCAGUCCCGAGUGGGAAGGGAUCGACGACCGACCCCGAUCGUGGCCAAUCUUGCCGCAGUUUGUUGCGGAGCAGUGUGCCCCGGCGGCGACGGGACCAUGGACUCGGCGGGCCCGGAGGAAUUCGACCUGAACGGGGAGGUGGGGGCUGUCGAGAGGCUUCCUUCCCGCUGGAGGUUGGGAGGCCGCCUGAUCAAUGUGAACCAUUAUGCCAACAAGAAGAGCGCAGCAGAGAGCAUGUUGGACAUUGCCUUGUUGAUGGCCAAUGCAUCCCAACUGAAGGCAGUGAUAGAGCAAGGACCAUCCUUCUCAUUCUUCACCCCACUUAUCGUCCUCAUCAGCAUCUCUCUGGUUCUCCAGGUGGGAGUGGGGGUGCUUCUAAUAUUCCUUGGCCAUCUCCACCUGGAUGACCAACUGACAUCUUUAACUCAAGCGGGAAGGAGCUCACAUGCCACCCAGCUCUGCCUCCCCACGGCCCCAAGCCACCCAAUCAGCUCCCACGUUCACCUGGGUCAAGAAGAGAGAAACUCACCUGUUGCAGGAGCGAUAUCCAGAACAGGAGGACACUUUUCUGGGCUACCUCACCGUCCAGGAGACCCUGAUGUACACAGUGCAGCUGGCCAUCGGCACCGGCUCCCCUGACUUCUUCUACAGGAAGAUAGAAUCAGGGAUGGUGGAGCUGAGCCUCAGCCACGUGGAGAUCCAGAAGAUGCAGAAGAGAUGGAUGGAACCGUGUCCCUUACUGCUCCAAGUUGUCUUCCAAAAAUGCC